AAGUAACCUCCAACCGACCGGCUUAACAGAAACAGCUCACUGAGUCGACUCGCCACCCAACUCACUCACUCACUCGCCCCCUUAUAUAUACUCACACGCCCCUCAGUCACUCACUCAACACUUCGCAUAGAUCUGUAUACAGAAGCAGAGAGAUCUGAAUACCAAAAUUCAUCAAAAUUCAUAAGUAGAACUCGAAAGAAGAAGAAGAAGAAGAAGAGACAAUUCUCUUAUGAUGAGGGAACCAGUGUCGGACUCCAAUCCGACGUCGUCUCCUCCGCCACAAGCUCUGCUCGAGAGGCUCAAGGAUUACGGUCAGGAAGACGUGUUUGCCCUCUGGGAUGAGCUCUCCUCCGAGGAACGCGACAUCCUUGUCAAGGAUAUUGAGAAUCUAGAUCUCUCGAGGAUUGAUCGAAUCAUUCGAUGCUCGUUUAACUCUCAAGGGGUUCCCGCAGCGGCAAUAGAGCCGGUGCCCGAGAGCAUUGUAUCAACAGUGGAGGAGCGGACGAUGGAAGAUAGAGAAAGGUGGUGGAAGAUGGGAAUGAAAGCCGUUUCAGAAGGGAAAUUAGCCGUGUUGCUCUUAUCUGGUGGCCAGGGAACUAGGCUUGGAAGUUCAGAUCCAAAAGGAUGCUUUAACAUUGGACUUCCAUCUGGAAAGUCACUUUUCCAACUUCAAGCUGAGCGGAUUUUAUGUGUGCAAAGAUUGGCUUCUCAAUCUAUAAACGAGGGUUCUAAAACCGUGCCGCCUAUACAUUGGUACAUAAUGACUAGCCCCUUCACUGAUGAAGUCACACGCAAGUACUUUGAGAGUCAUAAAUAUUUUGGCCUCGAAGCUGAUCAGGUUACCUUUUUUCAGCAAGGCACAAUACCCUGUGUUUCAAAAGAGGGCAGAUUUGUCAUGGAGACACCAUACAGAGUUGCAAAGUCUCCAGAUGGAAAUGGAGGAGUUUAUUCAGCGUUGAAAUUCUCAAGAUUGUUGGAGGAUAUGGCAACGAGAGGUAUUAAAUACAUAGAUUGUUAUGGGGUCGACAACGCUUUGGUUCGAGUGGCUGAUCCUACUUUCUUGGGUUACUUCAUUGAUAAAGGUGUAAGCGCUGCUGCAAAAGUUGUCCGAAAGGCUUACCCACAAGAAAAGGUUGGUGUUUUCGUUCGGCGAGGCAAGGGUGGGCCUCUGUCUGUGGUCGAAUACAGUGAGUUGGACCCAUCUUUGUCUAGUGCUAUAAACCAGCAAACUGGUCGUCUGCGAUUUUGUUGGAGCAACGUUUGCCUACAUAUGUUUACUUUAGAUUUUCUGAACCAAGUGGCAAAUGGUUUGGAGAAAGACAGCAUCUAUCACCUUGCAGAGAAAAAAAUUCCAUCAGCUCAUGGGCAUACCUUGGGAUACAAACUUGAGCAGUUCAUCUUUGAUGCAUUUCCAUAUGCACCUUCUACAGCCCUUUUUGAGGUAUUACGUGAAGAAGAAUUUGCACCAGUCAAAAACGCCAAUGGAUCAAAUUUUGACACUCCAGACAGUGCUAGACUGCUUCUUCUUCGUCUCCAUGCCCGAUGGGUUGUUGCAGCUGGAGGUUUCUUGACUCAUUCAGUGCCUUUAUAUGCAACUGGUGUGGAAGUUUCACCCCUUUGUUCAUAUGCUGGUGAGAACCUGGAAUCUAUUUGCCGCGGAAGGACUUUUCAUGCGCCCUGUGAAAUCUCAUUUUAAUUUGACGUUAUACAACAUAUUUGAUUGAACAUUCUUUUCCCUUUGCCUUCUUUUUCCCUUUUCCUUUGUCAAUUUCAAAUCCAUGUUCACGAGGAUGAGGCUUGUAAUCCAAAACUACAUAUUUGAGAUGCAGAUUAGUUAAAAUUGACACGAAAGAAAGCUUUUGCCUUGUAAUGUGCAUAAUAAGGUGUCAUAUGUAAACUGUCGCUUUUGCGGUGGCUGAGAAGUAAUCUAUUACAUUGGAGGAAUGAUUUGAAGUUGAUGAUGAUUCAGAAUUGUCCAA
Coffea eugenioides is the source of this 1979-nucleotide messenger RNA. Its product is annotated as UDP-N-acetylglucosamine diphosphorylase 1-like. NCBI's taxonomy places the organism in Eukaryota, Viridiplantae, Streptophyta, Magnoliopsida, Gentianales, Rubiaceae. Gene Ontology annotation, molecular function: UDP-N-acetylglucosamine diphosphorylase activity. The record is from RefSeq and is a predicted model, not a curated record. Gene Ontology annotation, biological process: UDP-N-acetylglucosamine biosynthetic process. Bases 230 to 1696 code for a protein of 488 amino acids. The transcript is spliced from 15 exons.